AUGGACAUCCUACACACGCAACUCGGUGCAAUCGAGCGUCGUCUGGCAUUCGUCGCCGUCGACUCGAUAGACUGGAAGACCUAUGUGCAAGCGUUCUCGUGGGCCGUCUGCUUGUUCGAGUCCUACCUCAUACUUCGGCAAUAUCCUCUGUACUCUAAGCCUACACCCCCACCAGCGCUCGCAGAACACUUCACCGGCGAAGUGUACACAAAGUCGCAGGCGUAUGGCAAGGACAAGGCCAAGUUCUCGCUCGUCACAGGCUUGUACAAGCAAGCGGUGGACUCCUUCAUGCUUCAUUAUGGCAUAUAUGCAUGGGCAUGGGGCGUAGCAGGGAGUCUGACCGCGAGGUUCGGCUAUGGGCCUGAGUACGAGAUCACCCAAUCCAACGUCUUCGCUAUCGUCCUGUUCUUCGUGUCCUCGCUGCCCAGCCUGCCGUUCUCGGUCUACCAGACGUUCGUCCUCGAGGAGAAACACGGCUUCAACAAGACGACACCCGCGCUCUUCGUCGCCGACAUGCUCAAGGGCUGGGCCGUCGGCCUCGCCCUCGCGCCACCCUUUCUCUCCGCCUUCCUCUGGAUCUUCAAGUGGGCCGGCGACCGCUUCGUGCCGUGGCUCAUGGCCUUCAUGAUCGCGUUCCAGCUGACGAUGGUGGUCAUCUACCCGACGCUCAUCCAGCCCCUGUUCAACAAGCUCUCGCCCCUCGCGGACGGCGAGCUCCGUACACGCAUCGAGGCGCUCGCGGCGCGCCUUAAGUUCCCGCUCACGCACCUGUACGAGAUCGACGGCUCGAAGCGCAGCUCGCACAGCAACGCGUACUUCUACGGUCUCCCGUGGAGCAAGCACAUCGUCGUCUUCGACACGCUCAUCCAGCAGAGCAAGGCUGGCGAGGUCGAGGCCGUUCUCGCACAUGAGCUCGGACACUGGUACUACCUCCACCCGACGAAGAUGAUGCUCGUCUCGCAGCUGCACCUCUUCUCCAUCCUCGCGCUCUUCCCCGCCUUCCUGCACGCGCCGCCCGUUCUCCGCGCGUUCGACUUCCCUGCGCAGGUCGCCGCCCGCCCGCCCACCAUCGUCGCGUUCCUCCUCUUCCAGAUGAUUAUCUCGCCGCUCGAGUCAAUCGCGGGCAUCGCGCUGAACGCGGUGAGCCGCAAGUUCGAGUACGAGGCGGACCGGUUCGCGUGCGAGCUCCAGAGCAUGCUCAAGGCGGAGGAGAUGGCCGACAUGGGCGACCGCCUCGGCCGCGCGCUCACCACCCUCCACGUGAAGAACCUCUCUACCGUCUGGGUUGACUGGCUGUACUCGGCGUAUCACCACUCGCACCCGACCCUCACGGAGCGGUUGCGCGCAUUGGAGGGCUUCAAGAGCGCCGCGGCGAGUGCGAGCAAGAAGGAGCUUUGA
Molecule: messenger RNA, 1398 nt
Organism: Fomitopsis serialis
Lineage: Eukaryota; Fungi; Basidiomycota; Agaricomycetes; Polyporales; Fomitopsidaceae
Product: peptidase family M48-domain-containing protein
Exons: 8
Coding region: 1-1398 (465 amino acids)
Biological process (GO): CAAX-box protein processing
Cellular component (GO): endoplasmic reticulum membrane
Molecular function (GO): metalloendopeptidase activity
Source: RefSeq, a predicted model, not a curated record